UGCUUCGCUUUGAUUAAAUAAAUAGAACGCCGCCUUAAUUAAGAACGCCGGUCAAAUCGUAAUCUUACGAAUCAGCGAGGUGUUGUGAACAAGUGUGUUGUUCGGUUCUUCCUUUCGUGUAUAAUUAAGCAGCUAUAUACCUGUAUUUCACCUAUAUAUCUUUAUUUAUACAUGCCCAGAUAUGUAAUGUAUGCACGCGUGUGUGCCUGUUUGUGAGGCUAGGCCAGAAAGUCCCGGUUAACUCAAUUCCUCGAUACCAGUUUUCAAGUGAAAAAUAUGCCCUUGGGUGCGAAAAUCGUCUGAAUAACCGUAACGGUAGUCAAUAUUUUCACUCUUCAACCGCUACCUAUUUUUCGUCGUCACUCCAAAGCAAUCAGGAUUGAAUAAGCAAACGCGUUAAGCGUCCUAAACUGAUAUUUCCAUCAAAUAUUGUUUACCGGAAAAGGAAGAAAAGUUGGUUCAAACCACAAAAAUGGAUCACUUAACCAAAUUGCGAGUGAGUUUUGAUAAACAGGAAAGUCUCAUUAAGUUGGCCAUAUUAACGACUGCUGCUAUUUUAUCUUUCGCCACACGUUUAUUCUCUGUGCUCCGUUUUGAGAGUGUCAUCCAUGAGUUUGAUCCAUACUUCAACUACCGCACCACCAAGUAUCUUGCCGAACAGGGAUUCUACAGUUUCCACAACUGGUUCGACGACCGAGCUUGGUAUCCACUCGGGCGCAUCAUCGGUGGCACUAUCUAUCCAGGAUUAAUGGUUACCUCGGCUACCCUUUAUCGCAUCAUGUGGUUCCUGAAUAUUACGGUUGAUAUACGGAAUGUCUGCGUAUUUCUGGCACCAUUCUUCUCAUCCCUCACGACGAUUAUCACCUAUUUGCUGACGAAGGAAAUCCACAGCACGGGGGCCGGUCUGGUUGCUGGUGCUAUGAUCUCUAUUGUCCCCGGCUACAUCUCGCGCUCCGUGGCUGGCUCGUACGACAACGAAGGGAUCGCAAUCUUCUGUAUGAUUCUAACGUACUACGCCUGGAUUAGGGCGGUUAAGACGGGUGCUAUACUUUGGGCCACAUUAGGCGCACUUGCCUAUUUCUAUAUGGUAUCUUCAUGGGGCGGUUAUGUUUUCCUCAUCAAUUUGAUACCCCUGCAUGUGCUGGCCUUGAUGGCCACCGGCCGCUUCUCCCAUCGUGUUUACAUCGCUUACAGUACGCUCUACACGAUUGGCACUAUCCUUUCCAUGCAAAUUUCAUUCGUCGGAUUUCAGCCCGUUCAAAGUUCUGAACAUAUGCUCGCUUUUGGUGUAUUUGGUCUCUGCCAGUUACACGCCCUCGUUGACUAUGUACGAUCGAUUGUACCGAAAGAGCAUUUCGACACCCUUUUCCAAGCACUCGUCAUCUCGAUCGUGUGCGUUGCUGCCCUGGUUGGUUUAGUACUGACUUUAACUGGCAAAAUCUCUCCCUGGACUGGCCGCUUCUACUCGUUGCUCGAUCCUUCGUAUGCGAAAAAUCACAUACCCAUUAUCGCAUCCGUGUCUGAGCAUCAGCCAACAUCCUGGUCUUCGUUUUACUUUGACUUGCAGAUAUUGGUAUUUUUAUUUCCGGCUGGGCUGUAUUUCUGCUUCGCCAAGCUAUCUGAUGCCAAUAUUUUCAUAAUUUUGUAUGGUGUUACGAGCAUCUACUUUGCCGGUGUUAUGGUACGUCUGAUGCUUGUGCUCGCCCCCGUCAUGUGCAUUUUGUCAGGAAUCGCAAUCUCACAGUUGUUCACUAAAUACAUUCGGAACGUUGAUAUUGGAGGAAUGACAACAACUGGCCCUGGUGCUGGAGAGAGCCGAAAAGCUAAGGCUCGUAUAGCGUAUGAACAACAAACGCCAGUAAAGCAGGAGGUUGCGAUCGGAUUUGUGUUGCUAUUGACUUGUUUGCUCAUCACCUACACCUUCCACUGCACCUGGGUUACUUCGGAAGCAUAUAGCUCGCCAAGUAUUGUGCUGAGCGCUCGUUCACACGACGGUGGACGCAUCAUAUUUGACGACUUUCGAGAGGCUUAUUACUGGCUCAAGAUGAACACACCGGAGGAUGCUCGUGUAAUGUCAUGGUGGGAUUACGGAUAUCAGAUAACAGCCAUGGCUAACCGCACCAUAUUGGUGGACAAUAACACAUGGAAUAACACGCAUAUCUCACGCGUCGGCCAAGCCAUGGCUUCCACGGAAGAACGUGCAUAUGAAAUUAUGAAAGAGCUCGACGUCGAUUAUGUACUAGUCAUUUUUGGUGGGCUAACUGGCUAUUCUUCGGACGAUAUCAACAAAUUCCUCUGGAUGGUUCGCAUUGGUGGAAGCACGGAUCGUGGGGCCCACAUCCGCGAAAUGGAUUACUAUGCCUCGAGUGGGGAUUUUAGAAUUGACAAAGAAGGUUCUCCUACACUACUCAAUUGUCUAAUGUACAAGAUGUGCUAUUAUCGCUUUGGUCAGGUAUACACUGAGGGUGGUAAAGCACCAGGUUAUGACCGAGUACGCGGAGCCGAAAUCGGAAACAAGGACUUUGAGUUAGACGUCUUGGAGGAAGCGUACACUACCGAACACUGGCUUGUGCGAAUCUACAAAGUAAAGGAUCUAAGCAAUCGAGGCCUUUAAAAUCGCAGAAUUAGGAAAUUGAGGCGUAAAAUUAGCCGUAUCAUUUACCAAGAGCAUUCCGAUCUAGCGUGCAAAAAAAAUUUCGGGCUAUUGUCUAGGCAAUUAUUAUUUCAUGUCAGCCUCCUUGAGAUGAUUUCUACUAAACUGUUCAUAAAAAUACCCUGGACGUCAGUGCUUUUUCAGAUAAAUUGCAAAGGUUAUUGAGCUAGAACCUGCAUGGAGCAGAUGGUUUGCCCAUGUUAUUGUAAUGUACAGCAUUCAUGCAUAAAAUAAAGCAACAAAUAUUCGAAGCGGUUAAAAC
Molecule: messenger RNA, 2915 nt
Organism: Anopheles darlingi
Lineage: Eukaryota; Metazoa; Arthropoda; Insecta; Diptera; Culicidae
Gene: Stt3A
Product: dolichyl-diphosphooligosaccharide--protein glycosyltransferase subunit STT3A
Exons: 4
Coding region: 473-2614 (713 amino acids)
Biological process (GO): post-translational protein modification
Cellular component (GO): membrane
Molecular function (GO): dolichyl-diphosphooligosaccharide-protein glycotransferase activity
Source: RefSeq, a predicted model, not a curated record